Messenger RNA from Miscanthus lutarioriparius, 1044 nucleotides. The record is from the annotation of a GenBank genome assembly. NCBI's taxonomy places the organism in Eukaryota, Viridiplantae, Streptophyta, Magnoliopsida, Poales, Poaceae.
AUGACCACGAGAACAGCGUUGUGUCUUCUGGGCCACGUCCUCCUCGCCGUCGCGUCGAUAGCGGCGGCGGCGGCCAGUGACGCGGGCAAGAUCGGCAUCUGCCACGGCCGCGUCGGCAGCAACCUCCCACCGCCGUCGGCCGCGGCGGCGCUGCUCAAGCAGAACGGGAUCACCAGGGCGCGGCUCUUCCUUCCCGACCCGGCCGUGCUCCCGGCCUUCGCCGCGGCGGGGAUCGACCUCAUGGUGGGCGUGCCCAACGAGAACCUCACCUUCCUCGCCGCGUCGGGGCCCGAGGGCGCGGCGCGGUGGCUGCGGUCCGCGGUCCUGGCCCACGCCCCCGCCGAGCGCGUCCGGUACCUCGCCGUCGGCAACGAGGUGCUGUACAACAACCAGUUCUACGCGCCGCACCUCGUGCCGGCCAUGAGGAACCUGCACGCCGCGCUCGCCGCGCUGGGGCUCGGCGGCAGGGUCAAGGUCUCCUCCGCGCACGCCUCCUCGGUGCUCGCCGCCUCGUACCCGCCCUCCGCCGGCGCGUUCGACGCGGCCUCCCUCCCCGUCCUCCGCCCCAUGCUGCAGUUCCUGGCCGACACCGGCGCGCCCUUCAUGGUGAACACCUACCCUUUCAUCAGCUACGUGAACGACCCAGCCAACGUGCAGCUCGCGUACGCGCUCUUCGGCGCGGGCGCCGCGCCGGUGCACGACGGCGCGCUGGUGUACACCAACAUGUUCGACGCCACCGUGGACGCGUUGGUGGCCGCGCUGGAGAAGGAGGGGUUCGGUGCCGUGCCCGUCGCGGUGACCGAGACCGGGUGGCCGACCGCGGGGCACCCGGCCGCGACCCCGCAGAACGCCGCGGCGUACAACGCCAAGAUCGUGGAGAGGGCGGCGCGCGGCGUCGGCACGCCCAAGCGGCCCGGCGUGCCCGUGGAGGUGUUCCUGUUCGACCUGUACGACGAGGACGGCAAGCCCGGCCCCGAGUUCGAGCGCCACUUCGGCAUCUUCAGGGCGGACGGCCGCAAGGCGUAUGACAUCAACUUUGCCUAG